This is a messenger RNA of Xiphias gladius (swordfish), 1847 nucleotides long. Its product is annotated as SLAIN motif-containing protein-like. The transcript has 7 exons. The record is from RefSeq and is a predicted model, not a curated record. Gene Ontology annotation, biological process: cytoplasmic microtubule organization; positive regulation of microtubule polymerization; microtubule nucleation. Lineage: Eukaryota; Metazoa; Chordata; Actinopteri; Istiophoriformes; Xiphiidae. Bases 91 to 1554 code for a protein of 487 amino acids. Gene Ontology annotation, cellular component: microtubule plus-end.
UCAUUAUGGAGUACUGAGGUGGAAUAACCCAAAACUGGACAAGAGCUUGAAAGACGUAAAGCGAGGAGCUUUGAGGAUUUCACAGAGAAAAUGGAACUCCGAGACCAACUGAAGAACGACCGGAACCGGUAUUUUUGCAAUCCGCCACCAUUGGAGUCUGAUACAAGUGCAAACUGCCAUCUUUUCCGCAGUGAGCUGAAAAGCAGCUCUGUAAGGCUGGAGGGCAGUUCAGAUCCAUUCUGCAGCAGCUGGACCGACACUGAACCAGCAAGGGUCAAGAGUUGUAACAGUCGGUCAUUUGCCAUGGAUGCUAGAAUAAGGUUAGAUAAUUUGAAGUCAAGGUGUAAUUCACCUUUGCCUGGCCAUGCCUUUGAUGGGACAUUGUACAACUAUAACAGUCAAAAAGACCUUUGGGACAGUGAGUCAAAAGAAGACGAGUCUGUCUUGGACUUGGUAGAGCUCCUUGAUGUAGAGGAGGAUAUGCAGGAUGAAGAGAGCUGUAUGCCUCAAAGGUUGUAUGAGUCUGCAAAGAAGCAGGCGACUGUGGAGAAAACUGAGUCUGCUUUCAGAUGGUGUCGACAUAUCCUGGAUAACCCCAGUCCUGAGAUGGAGGCAGCAUGUCGUCUACUGAUAAAUAGGCUGGAUCAAAGAUCAAGUCACUACUACCGACGUCCUGCAGUCUUUCAUCAUACUGGCAGAGCAACUGUGGGCUCUUCUAUGGACAAAUCAUCUGUCAACACAACACAGAAUACCUCUGACACUUUAGAUAAUGAGAUGAGCGUCUCCCAUGACUCCAUUAACACAAACUACAGACUGGAGAACAUCACAGAUGUCCACAUAAUAGCUCGUAUACAGGAGGCCCGUUUACGACAAGACUCUGUUUCUAUGCCUGCCGCUGCUUCACCUUGGAGAAGCCCUGAGUCACAAGUGAUGCUUCCGUCUUAUUUUAACACCACAGUAGAAAAUAUUGAUGACUUCACUGCAGGAAAUAGAACUGAGGCUUCGUCUUCCCCUGGCUGGCUGCCUGGUCUGUCGCCACUGAGCUCUUCAUCCGGCCAGUCAGCAACAUCAGUUGCUAAGCAGAGCUGCCGUAGUCCAAAACUGGCCAGACUUCACCAGCAGGUCACCCAAUUCAAGCUGCUUAAACUCGCUCAGAAUCAAGCAACAUCCCCAGGCAGGACCAGAUCACCUGCGCGGACCAGCCUCCGCUCCCUCCAGGCCGUUAGGAACAGCCGAAGUUUAGACACCGACGACGGCUGCCCUGCUGAUCAAAUCGUUCUUCCUCCGUCAGAUGUAUCAUCAACCAGAAUGGGGUCGAGUUGCUGGUCUCAAUCACUUUCUGCAGCAUCCGUGAACUCCAAUGUCUCGCUGCUCUCAGGGAGAGACUCCUCAGUCCGGAUGACGGCCAUGAAGAGAGCGCAGAGGUCUCAGUCUCUCAGUCCCUGCAGGAUUCCUCACCCUGCCAAGGGAUACCUGUCCACUUAUGGACGUGUUUUUGCCUCACCUGAGAGGUCGACCACUGUAGCUUGGGCCAGAAAUACGCCAUCCACCUAACGGUGAAAGACGUCACCAGUGAAUCCCUGAUACUUAGAGUAAUAUAAUGAUGAAGUAUCAUUAAAAUAUAAAGUUUAUCUAAUAUUUUCUAAUAACUUACUUUAUGGUUGUCAAGACUGCAUAAUCAUAUAAAUGGCUUUGGACUGUGAAGGAAUUUGUGUCUGCAACACCUGACAGAAGCAUCCUGGAGGGAUGAAUUUUAUAUUACCAAGACACCCUGUUGCGUUGUCUGAACAAAAGCCUAAAUAAUGUGGACUAUUGUGAAAAUGGAGUGUUUAAGUUUCAAGAAUGUA